Molecule: messenger RNA, 336 nt
Organism: Knipowitschia caucasica
Lineage: Eukaryota; Metazoa; Chordata; Actinopteri; Gobiiformes; Gobiidae
Source: the annotation of a GenBank genome assembly
AUGUUAGAGACGGUGGGAGUAAGAGAUGAUGAGAGGAAAUUACAGCCGACAAUAAAAAUACGAACCGAGGUGAGCGCUUGCAACGUGCCGCAGAGAGACGCGCGUUACCGCCACAUGGGGCGCGCUCCCGGGACCAAGCAGAAGAGGAGGAGGCUGUUAUAUAUGCUGUCUAUGGAGGAGAGCGAACACACCGAGGGGGGACAUCAGCAGAAAAACAGGGUCUGUUUACAUCUGACCCUGUGUUUGAGAUCAGACACGACCGGAAGUGUGUCCACAGACGGACGGAGCAGAGAGAAGGAAGACUGUUACCAGGGAGACGGGAGGAUGUUGCUAUGA